CGUGUUUCCACGGCUGCUGCCUGGUGGCGCAGGCUGUGAGACCUGAAGCGUGCUGUGCGUGCUCCAUCAUUCUACAAGCGAAGCGAGGGAAAAAGUUACAACUACGAGCUCCUCUUGAAUCCCAACACUGACAAGCAUGUCAGGAGACGACGAACAGCAAGAGCAGACCGUUGCUGAUGACUUGGUGGUCACCAAGUACAAGAUGGGGGCCGACAUAGCAAACCAGGCUUUGAAGACUGUCAUCGAAGCAGCCAAGCCUGGUUUGUCUGUCCUCAGUCUGUGUGAGAAAGGAGACGCUUUCAUCACUGCGGAAACGGGCAAGGUCUUCAAGAAGGAAAAAGAAAUAAAGAAAGGGAUUGCCUUUCCCACCUGUGUGUCUGUGAACAACUGUGUGUGCCACUUCUCACCAAUAAAGAGCGAUCCAGACUAUACGCUUAAAGACGGUGACUUGGUUAAAAUUGACCUUGGAGUGCAUGUGGAUGGCUUCAUCUCCAACGUUGCUCACAGCUUUGUAGUUGGCGCAACCAAGGACAAUCCUGUGACUGGACGGAAAGCGGAUGUGAUCAAAGCUGCCUACUUGUGUGCAGAAGCUGCUCUUCGGCUGGUUAAGCCUGGGAAUCAGAACACUCAGGUCACAGAGGCCUGGAACAAGAUUGCCCAAUCAUUCAAAUGCAUGGCCAUAGAGGGCAUGCUGUCUCAUCAGUUAAAGCAGCAUGUCAUUGAUGGAGAGAAGACUAUCAUUCAAAACCCCACCGACCAGCAGAGGAAGGACCAUGAGAAGGCAGAAUUUGAAGUGCAUGAGGUGUACGCUGUGGACGUGCUCAUUAGCACUGGGGAGGGAAAGGCUAGAGACUCUGGGCAGAGGACCACCGUUUACAAGCGAGACCCCAGUAAGCAGUAUGGCCUAAAGAUGAAGACCUCCAGGGUGUUCUUCAGUGAGGUGGAGCGGCGAUUUGAUGCCAUGCCGUUUACUCUGAGGGCGUUUGAGGAUGAGAGUAAAGCUCGGCUGGGUGUUGUUGAGUGUGCCAAGCAUGAGCUGCUUCAACCCUUCAGUGUCCUGCAUGAGAAGGAAGGUGAAUAUGUUGCGCAGUUUAAAUUCACAGUGAUGCUAAUGGCAAACGGCCCUCUGCGUAUCACCAAUGGGCCUUUUGAACCAGAGCUUUACAAGUCUGAGUUUGAAGUACAAGACCCAGAGCUCAAGGCAUUGUUGCAAAGCUCAGCCAGCCGCAAGGCACAGAAGAAGAAGAAAAAGAAGGCAUCCAAAAAUGUGGAGAGUGCUGCAGGACAACCCGUGGAGGCUGAGAGCGAAGCUGCUGCAUAGACUCCCACUGCCCAACAAGCUGACUGACAGAGCCUCUGCACAGCCCAAAGAACUGAACCGUUAAAGCUAAUUAUGACCUGCCCCACUGAGAGGCCUUCGGGCCAAGCCUUCUGUCUUUUUGAAUACCUCCUCAUUAGAUAUACAAGACUGCUACAGGGUUUGUGCAGUUUACUUGCAAUUGGUUGUCUUUAAAUGAGGCUGCUCUUAGAGAGGAGUGUACCGAUGAGCAGGCAGAUACUGUCCAACCGUGUUUACAGGAGGCGACUGCUGGGGUUCUUUUGACCCUCUCUGUCAUUGUACAAGCCAUCAUGAACAAUAAAAGUGUAAUGGUGGCACUGUUAAGGCAGCAUUGCUGUGAAGUGCCAUUCAUCUCCAUGCAAAUGAGAUCCCUGUUUGAAAUCUGUUAAAGAUUGAGUUUUUGUUUCGUUUUUUGGGAAGUGAUCAUAGUUUGUAUUGAUGACCUGUAAUGAGUCUUUGGAGCAGUAACUGCCUCACCACAACUUGAAUAUAGCAAACAACUACAAUAGAAGCGCUGUUUAUCGAACAGCUUUGAUUUCUGUUAAGAUUACAUUUUAAGCAUUCGUUUUCUAGUAUUUCACAAACUAUAAAAUUGUUUCAAUGUAGAUCUUCCCUACAGGUUAUUAGACUGAAUCCUGAAACCAUUGUUUUUUUUUUUUGGUUUUUUUGACUGAACUGACCAAAUUAUCCUGCCAUUUUGUAAGCGUAUAUCUAAUAAAUUUAAUUAGCCAAUUUAUGGA
This is a messenger RNA of Pimephales promelas (fathead minnow), 2079 nucleotides long. It is a transcript of the gene pa2g4b, whose product is annotated as proliferation-associated 2G4, b. NCBI's taxonomy places the organism in Eukaryota, Metazoa, Chordata, Actinopteri, Cypriniformes, Leuciscidae. The record is from RefSeq and is a predicted model, not a curated record.